Molecule: messenger RNA, 1185 nt
Organism: Dermacentor andersoni
Lineage: Eukaryota; Metazoa; Arthropoda; Arachnida; Ixodida; Ixodidae
Product: dynein light chain 1, cytoplasmic
Biological process (GO): microtubule-based process
Cellular component (GO): cytoplasmic dynein complex
Molecular function (GO): dynein intermediate chain binding
Source: RefSeq, a predicted model, not a curated record
UGGCAGAAGACCGGCUGUGAACCAAUCGGGAAGCCGUUCUUACAUUCUCUGGCCCAAUGAGGGGUCACCGUUGGAAAUAGGACGUGCACAUUGCUUUAGGAACUUCGCGUUCGCCGGCGGACAGAAGCUGUGCAAGUUCUUUGCCUAACACCUGUGCUUUCGAGGUCUAUCUUCACGCCAGCGUGAAAGAAACUCCGUCAGGAUGAGCGACAGGAAGGCUGUGAUCAAGAAUGCGGACAUGUCCGAGGAGAUGCAGCAGGAUGCUGUGGAUGUGGCCACGCAGGCCCUCGAGAAAUACAACAUCGAGAAGGACAUCGCAGCCUACAUCAAGAAGGAGUUUGACAAGAAGUACAACCCCACCUGGCACUGCAUCGUGGGCCGCAACUUCGGCUCUUACGUGACCCACGAAACGAAGCACUUCAUCUACUUCUACCUCGGCCAAGUGGCCAUUCUGCUCUUCAAGUCCGGCUGAGCCAACACAUGGGCAAAGGACGGGAGGGUCGGCAGGGAAGGAAAAGCUCAAGGAAGGGACAAAGGACUGGAUGCAUCUAGGACUCAAAAGUAGCUCGCCUGGACCUUUGAAGUGCAACCGUGGAUGGAGGCUGGUGCUUUUCGCCAAACGGGGAGCAAGAGAUGACCUGUUUUCUUUUCCCGGGGCUAAGGGUGGGUUGUUGCAGGCAGCUGCAACCAUCGCUGCUGCAGCCAGUCAAGUUCUACUCUCAUAUUGUAACAUGGCUUUUACAAUCUCUGUGCCGCACAAGAGAAAUGAAAUUGUCCUGUCCCUGAACCCAGUCUAACGCCGCUGUAGACUGCUUGCUGUCUCUCUCUCUCGCCCAAAUUGUACACUUUGCUAUCAUGGAAUGGCUGUUCUUGACAGCUCGUUUUUCGAUUUUCUUUUCCCACAUUUUUCUUUUUGGCAUUCUAUCAUGUGCUUGCUGCUAAGACAAGGAAGCCACCACAUUUCGUUUUUUUUUUUGUCAUUUACGUAGAAAAUGAGAACACUUCAUCACUGAAAUCUUCAUUUUGUUGGCUGUUGAAAGUGCUAAGUUUGUUUAUAUAUAUAUUUUGGUCGAGCGUCCAUCACCCUUUUUUCUUCGUACCCCUGUAUAGCAGCUUACACAAGUCAAGUGUGCGUGUGUGUGUACAUGGCAUAAUAAAUUUUACUUCGCGAGUUCUUGUUCUAAA